AUGCUUCGUCAACCACCAUGAGGAAGUGCCAUCAAGCUUUCUGCAGCUGUUGCCUGCCAGUUUCUGAUCAGUUUCGUGGUUUCCGUGUCAAACCAUCUUCUCCUUUCUUUCCAUUUUUCAACGCAUUUUCUUUUUCCCUUUUGCACUUUCUCUGAAGUCGCUGUAUUUCAAAAGCGCACCUCAUAAAAACGAACACUGACGGGCCAUCUCCUCACACUGUCGGUCUCGGCUCAGGACUGAAUAUUUCGUGCGGCGGCUCGACACUCAGCCCAACCAUGUCCGAUGCGACGAGGACAGCCUCGCCAGAUACCGCUCCUCACCGAGGAAGACGGGGUCGCAGAGGGGGGUUCAGAAGAGGUCGUCACACUGGACCAGGUCAACCAGAUGGGUCUGCCGAGGGGAGCCAGCAAGCACCCCCGCACCCGAUCCAGAACCGUCCUGAACCAAUUGUCGCCACUGCGAGCGGAACUGAUGCUGCGACGUCUGCGCUGGAUGACUUGCCCAGAAGGGGCCGAGACGGCAGGGGGACGCAACGCCGCGGUGGGCGUGGGAGAGGUGCGGCCACUCAACGCUCCAUUGUUGUAUCGCAUCGGGGCGGGCGAGCACCGCCUCCCAACAGGGGGGAAGGAGGCAGCAGCGUGCUCGGAGCUGGGCUACGUGCGACUGCUCCAGCGUUUAUUCCGGGCCGGCCGAUAGCCGCUUCCAGCUCUGAGCAACAAGCGUUGGCUCCAGCUCAGCCGCGGCAAGUAGCUGCCGCGAGGGAGUUACCCAAAUCCACAGCAGCAGACCUACCCACCCGCAUCCACGAGGAUAUCGACAACCGGCAGUACGAGUGUGUCAUCUGCACAAACGAAGUGCUGCGGAACUCCAAGGUGUGGUCUUGCUCCAUUUGCUGGACCGUGACCCAUCUUCAUUGCGUGAAGAAAUGGCACGCGAACGCCCCCAACCAGCCCGAGGGUUGGCGGUGUCCAGGCUGCAAUUCCACCCUGACUGAGCAGCCUGGGCCCUACUCUUGCUGGUGUGGCAAGGAGACCGACCCUAAGCCGGUUGCUGGGCUCCCUCCCCAUAGCUGCGGCCAGACCUGCUCGAAAUCCAGGGCGACGUGCCCGCACCCAUGCACUCUGAUGUGCCACGCAGGGCCUUGCCCGCCGUGCACGUUGAUGGGUCCGAGCCAGACCUGCUUCUGCGGCAAGAGUACCUCGACUAAACGAUGCAGCGAGACAGACUACGGGAAUGGAUGGAGUUGUCUGGAGCCUUGCGGCGACUUACUGGCCUGCGGCGAACACAACUGCACGAAGCCGUGUCACCCAGGACUCUGCGACGCCUGCGAGAUACCGUUAGAGUCCACCUGUUAUUGUGGGAAGGAGCAGCAAGAGAUACCCUGCAAUCGGCGUGGCGACGUUUUGGCCUCGUUCAACCACGGCCAAUUGCCCGUCAACCAAGAGUUCUCCUUGGGCAAGUGGUUCCUGGGCUCGUUUCAGUGUGGCAACGUCUGCGGCCGCACAUUCGACUGCGGAGCCCACGUCUGCGAGAAAGCCUGUCAUCCACAGACUGAAGCGGCAGCCCACUGCCCUUUCUCACCCGAUGUUGUCACCCACUGUCCAUGCGGUAAAACACCGCUCAAUUCGAUCCCCGCCGAGCCAAGGCGGUCUUGCCGGGAUCCCAUUGCGCAUUGCGACAAGCCAUGCAAUAAGGUUCUGGCUUGUGGUCAUGCGUGCCUCAGCAAAUGCCACACUGGUUCUUGCCCGCCUUGCACCCAGCACAUCGAGAUAACUUGCCGGUGCGGGAGGACAACGGCGAGCUCCGCGUGCCACCAAGGGCACGUUGAGCACCCGCUCUGCUUCCGUGUUUGCAGAGCUCAGCUUAACUGCGGGCGGCAUGAGUGCGGAGAACGCUGCUGCUCUGGCGACAAAAAGGCGGCUGAGAGGCGGAGACAGAAGCGGACCGCCAACGAAGAUUAUGAGCCGGAGCACAUCUGCCUGCAGGUGUGCGGUCGCCAGCUCAAGUGCGGGAAGCACAAAUGCCAGCAGCUAUGCCACAAGGGGCCCUGCAUGUCAUGCCCCGAGGCUAUUUUCGAGGAGAUAAGCUGCUCCUGUGGGCGGACCGUCCUCCAGCCACCGCAGCCGUGCGGGACGAGACCGCCGGAGUGCCGAUUUCCUUGUACGAGAUCUCGUCCCUGUGGCCAUCCGACUGUUCACCACCAGUGCCACCCUGACGAUACACCAUGCCCGAAGUGCCCAUUUUUGGUGGAGAAGGCAUGCAUUUGCGGCAAGAAGAUGUUGAAGAACCAGCCCUGUUGGUUCGAGGAGGCGCGCUGUGGUCUGCCGUGCGGGAAAAAGCUUAGAUGCGGCGCUCAUGAAUGCAGAAAGCCGUGUCACAAGCCUGGCGAGUGCGAAGACGGCGACGCUUCAGGCUCUCAUUGCUCCCAGCCUUGUGGAAAGGUCCGCAAGUCUUGCGAGCAUACAUGCGCAGACCAGUGCCACGCGCCGUAUCCCUGCAAGGAGGACAAGCCGUGCCAGUCAAAGACCUUCAUAACCUGCCCCUGCCAGCGCCGCAAGCAGGAAGUUCGAUGCCAGGCUACGAAAGCCAACCCGUGGCCUACCGGAGAAUCGACUCUAAAGUGCGACGAUGAGUGUCUUCGGCUCCAGCGGAACCAGAAGCUUGCUGAGGCUUUGAAUAUUGACACCGAGACGCACACGGACGACCAUAUUCCAUAUUCCGACACUACCCUCAAACUGUUCCGCGAAAACAUGACUUGGGCCCAGGCACAGGAGCGCGAGUUCCGCGUCUUCGCUGCCGCACCAGAGGAAAAGCGCCUCCGGUUCAAACCCAUGCCAUCGCACCAGCGGGCAUUCUUGCACGCCCUGGCUGAGGACUUUGGUCUCGACUCGGAAAGCCAGGAUCCGGAACCGCAUCGCCACGUGUGCAUUUUCAAGACUCCCCGGUUUGUAUCCGCCCCGCAGAAGACGCUGGCUCAGUGUCUCCGGAUAGCCAAGACAGCUUCCAACUUGGGGACCGGUGCUUCCCUCCUCACCACUAGGCCCCCUGCGGCCGCUUCUCGGCAGGAAUCGCAGGCAUGGAAUGCAUUGCUGCUCAACAGCCCGCGCUUCGGCCUGACCAUUGACGAACUUGAAGCUGCGCUCGCCGGCGAUCUAGCAACGGCCUCACGAACCGGUCCCGCCCUGGUUUUCACGACGAACUUCCUGCCGUCCGACCAAGUACUCAUCACAGCCACACCCAGCCUUGCCGCCUCGGCCGUUGCUGCCUCUCCCGCUCCCAGGCCACGAGCAGUCGAAUCGGCGCUGGAGAGCUUGAAGCCUGCCGUCGCAAAGACUGUCUCGCGCCUUCGGCUUGCUGGCGCAGUCUCGCUGUGCCAUGUCGAUGCCUCGCGGAAUAUCACCCGGAGUGAAGGCGAUGCGCAUGCCGACGCCGGUGGAUGGAGCGCCGUUGCGAGUCGUGGGUCGUGGCGAAAAGCGGCGAAACAGGCGCCGGGUGCGCAGCCACCGAGCCAGCUGCGUGCUCCGAGCGCGUUUGUUGCGUUGCGGAAGUCAGAGGUGAAGAGAAGUGUUGCUGCGCCGCAGCAAGAAGAGGAUGUGGAAGAGGAUUGGUUUACGGCAGCUGAGAAAGAAGAGAAGGAGGAGGGUGUGGGAGAUGGUGGGAAUGAGAAUGGGGGUAACCAGAACGGAGGGGUGGCAAAUGAAGCGCUCGACGGUGUUGACGUUGAUGAGGGAGCAGGCACUGGGGGGAUUAAGCAGAACUCGGAGCAGGCUGGCGCGGAGCACGCUUCACAUGCGGUCAGCGUUGAUGUCUAAACCCAUCACCUAUAAAAUGGGUUUCUCAUGUUCAAGUAGUGGUCAUUGUCUCGCCACGAACGAGACUGAGCAUGGAUAGCCCCCGGCACCACCAACUCCAUCCAACUUUGGCUCGAGCUGCUUCUGCAGAGCGUGAGGCGCUGCCCGAAUCUAGCAUGCUAACAACCGACCACAUUGCAACCGACUGGAUAUCCUCCAUGGGAUGUACUGGCCUCCCACUCAUUUUCUUUUGACAGUCAUCGAGCCCGCUCCUUCUUCCCCAGCGAGUCUUCCUUCCAGGAGUCCUUCAAAGAAACCGGACCCAUCACCAGCUCCCCAGUCAGUGACGGUUCAUUCACUGUUGCAGAGCUAGGUCCCAUCACCGCCCUGAUCAAUGUGCAGCGAGUCCCCUGGAUGCCCCUGACGACGGAUCGAGGGCAGAGCCAACCGGCACCUUCGUCGUUUGAAGUCACCCGGAGGUCUUAACUUAAAUCUCCCCUUCCCUUCAUUCUUCACUUUGCCUUCUCCUUUUGCCCCCCUUUCAUCUUUUUUUUUUCUUUUUUUCUUCUUUUUUUUUUUU
Thermothielavioides terrestris NRRL 8126 is the source of this 4371-nucleotide messenger RNA. RefSeq lists its product as uncharacterized. Lineage: Eukaryota; Fungi; Ascomycota; Sordariomycetes; Sordariales; Chaetomiaceae. Gene Ontology annotation, cellular component: nucleus. The coding region runs from base 276 to 3812 and encodes 1178 amino acids. Gene Ontology annotation, molecular function: zinc ion binding; RNA polymerase II transcription regulatory region sequence-specific DNA binding; DNA-binding transcription factor activity, RNA polymerase II-specific. The record is from RefSeq and is a predicted model, not a curated record. Gene Ontology annotation, biological process: negative regulation of transcription by RNA polymerase II. The transcript is spliced from 2 exons.